AUGGGGACGCUCUCCGCUCCCGCGGGGGUGCACGGUUCCGAGGAAGAUCUCUCGGUAUUUCCGGAGUCCCUGAGGGGCAAGCGGAUCCUGCUGUGCUCCGAGUCGUUCGGGCCCGUCAACGGCGUGUCGCGCACGACGCUGAUGCUGGUCAACCACCUGCGCGCCAACGGGGCCGUGGUCGCCGUGGUCGCGCCGCACAACCACACGCAGCACAACACGUUUGUGCCGAAACCCGACGACCCGCAAGAAGAAGCCGCGGCCAGCAGCAGCAGCAGCAGCGGGGUGCAGAACCUCGAAGUCCGCAUCCACGGCUACCCGCUGCCCUACAACCCUGAGCUGUCCAUCGUCUACCCCGUCAGGCUCUCCUCGCUCUACAGGCAGACGUUUGGUUCGCCCCCGGACCUCAUCUACCUGGCCUCGCCGGCCUCGCUGGGGUUCCAGGUCAUGCUGCAGCUGCGGCAGCAGCCGCGCGAGAGCCAGGUUCCCAUCAUCUGCAACUUCCAGACCGACCUAGCAGGGUACUGCGCGAUCCUGUUUCCGCCGCCGUUUGGCGACCUGGCGGUCGCGGCCUUCUCGCGCGUGCAGUCGUUCCUGUUCCAGCACCCCAGCGUGCGCACGCUGUUCUACCCGAGCCGCUUCGUGCGGCGCUACCUGGAGAAGAGCGGCGUGGGGGCCGGCAAGCUGGAGCUCCUGCAGCGCGGCGUCGACACGGCGCUGUUCCAUCCGGCGCGCCGCAGCGAGGCGCUGCGCAGGGCGCUCGCCCCGAGCGGCGAGAUCAUCCUCAUCUGCGUGGCGCGGCUCGCGGGCGAGAAGGGCUUCGACUUCCUCGCUGCGGCGGCGCGCAGCCUCGACGCGCGCGGCCUGGCGUUCCGGCUGUACAUUGUCGGCGGCAACCGCAACGCGGCCGUCGAGGCCGAGAUCAAAGACUCGUUCGCGCCACUGGCCGCGCGGGGCAAGGUCGUGUUCGCGGGGUUCCAGGUCGGCGAGCUGCUGGCGGCGGCGUACGCGUCGGCCGACGUGUUCCUGCACGCGAGCACGACCGAGACGUUCGGGCUCGUCGUCCUCGAGUCCAUGGCCAGCGGCGUGCCCGUCGUCGCCAGGGACGAGGGCGGGCCGAGCGAUACCGUGCGCCACGGCGAGACUGGGUUUCUGACGCCGCCUGACGAUCUGGCGGCCUUUGUGGAUAAGGUCGUGCUCUUGGCGGCGGAUCCCGCCCUGCGCGAGCGCCUCGGCCAGAAUGCUCGCCGCCAGGCUGAGGGGGCGACGUGGGAGAGGAUCAACAACAAGGUUGCGCGGCGCAUGGCAGACGUUAUCGAGGAGCGCGAGCGGGAGCGGGUUCUGACUGAGAGUGCACAAAGGCUCAGCAAGGUACAAGGACAUGGGGCCAGCCCGAGCAGCGCGGAUUUUGCAAAUGUAACGUCGGUGUUCGGGUGGUUGUUACAGAAUGAUGCCACUCGUGCGAGAAUUGUCGAUGCGCGCCUUGCGGGCGGGAUUGCCGUCAUUUCCGUGUCCUGGGUUGUCGUGGGCGUGUACCUCGUCUUCAUCAAGGCCGGCAUAUGGGUCAAGGCGCAAGUGUUGAGGUCGGGGAUUAAGUUUUAG
This is a messenger RNA of Lasiosphaeria miniovina, 1599 nucleotides long. Its product is annotated as glycosyltransferase family 4 protein. The coding region runs from base 1 to 1599 and encodes 532 amino acids. The record is from RefSeq and is a predicted model, not a curated record. NCBI's taxonomy places the organism in Eukaryota, Fungi, Ascomycota, Sordariomycetes, Sordariales, Lasiosphaeriaceae. The transcript has a single exon. Gene Ontology annotation, molecular function: glycosyltransferase activity.